AUGACGGAUGAACAGAUAGAGGCCUUGAGGCGGCAAAUCGCCGCCUACGCCACCAUCUACAAGCAGCUCGCUGAGAUGCACAGGGAAACCACGCUAUGCCAGGAAUCCUUCAUAGGAGGCAGACUUGGUACUUUAUACUGUAGUCCACUAUCUAUCACCAAGAUCUCUACGAGGCAGCGCUGGACGCCAACGCCGGUGCAGCUUCAGAUUCUGGAGAGCAUCUUCUACCAAGGGAGCGACACUCCGAACAAAGAGGGGAUAAAGGACAUCACCGCCAAGCUCGCCGAGCACGGCCAGAUUUCUGAAACAAACGUCUACAACUGGUUCCAGAACCGAAGGGCUCGGUCUAAGAGAAAGCAGGCAAAUCCAACACAAAACAAUGCUGAAUUCGAAGAGGCCGAGUCCCUCAAUGCCAAGAGAGCCAGGACUGAGAAGCUGGUUCCACAGAGCAGUAAUCUACCCCCCAUAAGUGAUGAUCACCAGUUUCAGGAUGUCAACUCUGAACUGCGAUUCGUCGAUCAGGAUCACGCUAGAAGCCGAGUUGUGUAUUCGUUCAUCCAUGAUGCUUCGAAGGUUGCGAAUGGUUCCGGCAGCAGCGGCAUGGCUAUAUUUCAGGCUGGUGAAUAUGUUGUAAACCUGUUGAUAGAAGCUGAAGGGAUCACAAGUUAG
Molecule: messenger RNA, 669 nt
Organism: Zingiber officinale
Lineage: Eukaryota; Viridiplantae; Streptophyta; Magnoliopsida; Zingiberales; Zingiberaceae
Product: WUSCHEL-related homeobox 8-like
Exons: 5
Coding region: 1-669 (222 amino acids)
Molecular function (GO): DNA binding; DNA-binding transcription factor activity
Source: RefSeq, a predicted model, not a curated record